AUUCAAUUCAAUUGAAUUCAAUAAAAGAACAUUUUAAUUUCUAUUUUCCUGAAAACCUUAAUUGUUGAAAAGAAAAAUACCUAAUUCUUCUCUCUUUCUCGUGCGAUUGCUUCUACAAUCACAGUGUUCAUUCUUCUCCCUUCGCAGUUCUUAACUUCAGAGUUCACUCACAACACAGGUUAGUUGAAAAGGUAGAAAUAAGAAAAUGUUUUUCCACAUUGUGUUGGAGCGAAACAUGCAACUUCAUCCACGCUACUUUGGACGUAAUCUUCGCGAUAAUCUUGUUUCCAAGCUAAUGAAAGAUGUCGAAGGCACUUGCAGUGGCCGACAUGGAUUUGUGGUGGCAGUGACAGGAAUUGAAAACAUCGGGAAAGGGUUAAUUCGUGAUGGGACUGGGUUUGUGACUUUUCCGGUGAAGUACCAAUGUGUUGUGUUUAGACCAUUUAAGGGAGAGAUUUUAGAAGCUGUUGUUACUAUGGUGAACAAGAUGGGAUUUUUUGCUGAAGCUGGACCGGUUCAAAUCUUUGUUUCCAAUCAUCUGAUUCCGGAUGAUAUGGAAUUCCAGUCUGGAGACAUGCCUAACUAUACUACUUCAGAUGGAUCAGUGAAAAUCCAGAAAGAUAGUGAAGUGAGACUGAAGAUAAUUGGGACUCGAGUGGAUGCCACUGAAAUUUUCUGCAUAGGUACCAUAAAAGAUGAUUUCUUGGGAGUAAUCAACGACCCUACAACAGUUUAAAUGCACCUUCAUGUACCCUUCUAUCGUAUAGUUUGCAUGGCAUGGAUUGUUUAACCUUAAAUCUCAGAUAUCAUGUUGAUGUGAUUGUCCCUUAACUUCGAGAGUUGACAGAAUUAGUUGAUGCAACAAAUUCUCUUAAUGAUUACAAUUGGUGUAUUAAUAUUUUGUAUCUGUCAACUACCUUUAUAUUGCACCCAAAAUUAGUUUCCCUUCA
Molecule: messenger RNA, 950 nt
Organism: Trifolium pratense (red clover)
Lineage: Eukaryota; Viridiplantae; Streptophyta; Magnoliopsida; Fabales; Fabaceae
Product: DNA-directed RNA polymerase II subunit RPB7
Exons: 7
Coding region: 206-736 (176 amino acids)
Biological process (GO): positive regulation of nuclear-transcribed mRNA poly(A) tail shortening; DNA-templated transcription; positive regulation of translational initiation
Cellular component (GO): RNA polymerase II, core complex; P-body
Molecular function (GO): single-stranded DNA binding; translation initiation factor binding; single-stranded RNA binding
Source: RefSeq, a predicted model, not a curated record